GGAGUCCACAGGCGCGAGAGCCAGAUCAGGGAGCGCUGUGCCGACUGCGCCUCGGAGGACGCCUGCGGGAACGCAGACCCCACCACGAGCCCCUCGUCCUCGCCCGGCCUAAACAGGCCCCGCGCUAUGGAGUUCCUCUGGGCCCCUCUCCUGGGUCUCUGCUACAGUCUGGCUGCCGCCGACCGCCACACCGUCUUCUGGAACAGUUCAAACCCCAAGGGAGGCAGCGUGGGAAGAAGGGUGGUACCACUGCGAGCCGAGCCGGGAACUGGUCUCCUUGGUGCUGGAGGAGCAAGUACUGUGCCCAUUCAGACCCGCCAGCUCCUUUUGCCUGGAGGACAGUAUCCUGGGCUAGUGGACACUGUGCUACCCUGGGGACCUACGGGUCCACAUUCGACAAGGUUCCGGAGUGAAGGGUACACAGUACACGUGCAGCUAAAUGACUACCUGGACAUCAUCUGCCCCCAUUACGAGGAUGACUCUGUGGCAGCUGCUGCCAUGGAGCAGUACACACUGUACCUGGUAGAGCUAGAGCAGUACCAGGUGUGCCAGCCUGAAUCCAAGAACCAGGUCCGCUGGCAGUGCAACCACCCCAAUGCCAGGCACGGUCCAGAGAAGCUGUCCGAGAAGUUCCUGCGCUACACGCCCUUCACCCUGGGCAAGGAGUUCAAAGAGGGACACAGCUACUACUACAUCUCCAAACCCAUCCACCACCAAGAAGACUACUGCUUGAGGUUGAAGGUGACCGUCAAUGGCAAAAUCACACACAGUCCUCAGGCCCAUGCCAAUCCACAGGAGAAGAGACUUCCAGCAGAUGACCCAGAAGUGCAAGUUCUACAUAGCAUCGGUCACAGUGCCGCCCCCCGCCUCUUCCCACUUGCCUGGGCUGUGCUGCUCCUACCGUUUCUGCCACUGCAAACCCCGUGAAGCUGUAUGCCACAUCUGGCCUGAGGGUUGAAACUGGGCUGAGGAGGCAGAGGCAGGCACCCCUCACCUGGCCUGGGGUCUCUCCCAAAGCCCCAGUCCUGGGAACCAUCCCACCACAUGUAUAAGCUGCCACCCAGCAGCCUCAAAAUGAGACAGUAUUAAGGGUUUUAACCCAAACGAAGUGGGCAAACCUGGUAGGGCCGUCCCUGCCUCCACUUCGGAGGGACGGACAAAGUGGGGAUGGUACUUCCCCUGCCAUUCCUGCCCUUAAGCCAAAAAAACAAGCUGUGCAAAAAUAAGCUGGACUCUUAAGAAGGACACUGUGGGAGCUGGAGGGGCGGUCUGGUAUCAGGUGGGUGGAAACUGAGCUUGGCAAAGAUGCCCCUCCCACAGAGAGCCGGGAAGCCAAGACGAGCUGACUGAAGGAAAAGCAAGAGACGGUUUCUUGCCCGGGAGACAGGGACUGGAGAGGUGGUAUGCUUGGGCUGACCCAGCAUCUUUGAUCCUGGGGCAGCGCUCCCCAGGGCUGUGCCAACGGGGGGCUGUACCAGCCUAUUCCUCGAGGGGAGCUAUUAGGGCAGGGCCCGCAUGUACAGGAUCUGUAUAUAAAUUUGCUGUGUGUCUUUGCUGAUUUCUAUAACUGGUUCUUUUUUAUACAAUGUUGUCUGAAAAUAAACCUGUUUUUUGUACACGCUCUUCUGUUUCUCCAUAC
Artibeus jamaicensis (Jamaican fruit-eating bat) is the source of this 1639-nucleotide messenger RNA. It is a transcript of the gene EFNA1, whose product is annotated as ephrin A1. Gene Ontology annotation, biological process: axon guidance; ephrin receptor signaling pathway. Bases 127 to 927 code for a protein of 266 amino acids. The transcript has 6 exons. The record is from RefSeq and is a predicted model, not a curated record. Lineage: Eukaryota; Metazoa; Chordata; Mammalia; Chiroptera; Phyllostomidae. Gene Ontology annotation, molecular function: ephrin receptor binding. Gene Ontology annotation, cellular component: plasma membrane.